UGAGCGGAAGCAGUUUGGGAUCCUACGUGAAGGCGCCGCAGCGAAGUCAAACAUCAGUUGGCAACUCAUUAGACUUGUUUCACGACUUUACCAUGGGUCGCGAGUCGCGACAUUACAGGAAGCGCUCGACUUCUCCGCGGCGCUCCGGUAGCCGCUCGAGGAGUCGCUCUGCGGACCAACGCUCCAAAAAGGAAGACCCGGACCGAACCAACAUAUACAUGAAGCGCUCGACUUCUCCGCGGCGCUCCGGUAGCCGCUCGAGGAGUCGCUCUGCGGACAAACGCUCCAAAAAGGACGACCGGGACCGAAGCCGGAGGGAGGGGUCGCGCAGCCGAGACAGGAGCAGGGAAAGGAGGAGAUCCAGAAGCCGAGAACGCAAGAGGUCUAGCAGCAGAGGCCGAGCCAGGAGGUCGCGCUCGGCCACCCCCAGCAAGAGCAGGAAAACUGAUGAAAAGUCAAAGAGCAAAGAGAAAGAAAACCUUGAUCUUGUAUCGGACCGGAAGAAAAUUAAGGAGGAAAAGGAAGAGGAGAAAGUUGAAGAUCAGCAAGACUUUGACCAGAACAAGCUGGAGGAGGAGAUGAGGAAGCGGAAGGAGCGUGUGGAGAAGUGGCGCGAGGAGCAGCGCAAAAAGGCCAUCGAAAACAUCGGCGAGAUCAAGAAGGAGCUGGAGGAGAUGAAGCAGGGCAAAAAGUGGAGCCUCGAAGACGACGACGACGAUGACGAGGACGUGCCCGUCCCGAUGGAGGCAACCGAGGAGGAGGAGGAGGAGGAGGCCAAAGACAAAGGAGAGGUCAAAGAAAGCGAGGUCAAGGAGGAAAAGAUGGACGAAGGCGAGAAGGACUCGGACCCCCCCGGCGAGAAGCAGGACGAGGACGACGAGAUCGACAUCGACCCGCUGGACGCCUACAUGGAGGAGGUGAAGCAGGAAGUGAAGAAGUUCAACAUGGGAGGCGUCAAAGGAAACGACAAGAAGGGAGCAACAGUAACUAAAGUGGUGACGGUGGUUAAGACCAAAAAAGGACCUCACACUCACAAGAAGAAGGGGGAGCUGAUGGAGAACGACCAGGAUGCCAUGGAGUACUCGUCGGAGGAGGAGGAAGUUGACUUGCAGACGGCGCUGACGGGAUUCCAGACGAAGCAGAGGAAGAUCCUGGAGCCCGUUGACCACGGCAAGAUCCAGUACGAGCCCUACCGCAAAAACUUCUAUGUGGAGGUGCCCGAUCUGGCCAGGAUGUCCCCCGAGGAGGUGAACACAUACCGGAUGGAACUGGAGGGAAUUACGGUGAAGGGGAAAGGCUGUCCCAAGCCCAUCAAGACUUGGGUGCAGUGCGGCGUCUCCAUGAAGAUCCUCAAUGCCCUCAAGAAGCAGAGCUACGAGAAGCCCACCCCCAUCCAGGCGCAGGCCAUUCCCGCCAUCAUGUCGGGCCGAGACCUCAUCGGCAUCGCCAAAACGGGCAGCGGCAAAACCAUCGCCUUCCUUCUGCCCAUGUUCAGACACAUCAUGGACCAGAGGCCUCUGGAGGAAGCCGAGGGCCCCAUCUCUGUGAUCAUGACGCCCACCAGAGAGCUGGCGCUGCAGAUCACCAAAGAGUGCAAGAAGUUCUCCAAGUCGCUGGGACUCAGGGUGGUGUGCGUCUACGGAGGCACGGGCAUCAGCGAACAGAUUGCCGAGCUGAAGCGAGGCGCCGAGAUCAUCGUGUGCACGCCGGGAAGAAUGAUUGACAUGUUGGGCGCCAACAGCGGUCGCGUCACCAACCUCCGCCGAGCUACGUACGUGGUGCUGGACGAGGCCGACCGGAUGUUCGACAUGGGCUUUGAGCCGCAGGUCAUGCGCAUCGUGGACAACGUUCGUCCGGACCGGCAGACGGUGAUGUUCUCCGCCACCUUCCCCAGAGCCAUGGAGGCUCUGGCUCGGAGGAUCCUGGCCAAGCCGCUGGAGAUCCAGGUGGGCGGGCGCAGUGUGGUCUGCUCUGACGUGGAGCAGCACGUGCUGGUGAUCGAGGAGGACCAGAAGUUCCUGAAGCUGCUGGAGAUCCUGGGCCACUAUCAGGAGAAGGGCUCGGUCAUCAUCUUUGUGGACAAGCAGGAGCACGCCGACGGUCUCCUCAAAGAGCUGAUGAAGGCCUCGUACCCCUGCAUGUCCCUGCACGGAGGCAUCGACCAGUACGACCGCGACAGCAUCAUCAACGACUUCAAGAACGGCGCCUGCCGUCUGAUGGUGGCCACGUCGGUGGCGGCGCGAGGCCUCGACGUCAAGCAGCUCAUCCUGGUGGUCAACUACAACUGCCCCAACCACUACGAGGAUUACGUGCACAGGGCCGGACGCACGGGCCGAGCGGGCAACAAGGGAUACGCCUACACCUUCAUCACGGAGGACCAGGUCCGAUACUCCGGCGACAUCAUCAAAGCCUUGGAGCUGUCCGGUUCUCCCGUCCCGGCCGAUUUGGAGCAGCUGUGGGCCUCCUUCAAGGACCAGCAGAAAGCGGAGGGCAAGUCCAUCAAGAGCAGCAGCGGCUUCUCGGGCAAAGGCUUCAAGUUCGACGAGACCGAGCACGCCCUGGCCAACGAGAGGAAGAAGCUGCAGAGGGCGGCGCUGGGACUGCAGGAUUCCGACGAUGAGGACGGCGCUCUGGAUAUUGAGGAGCAGAUCGAGAGCAUGUUCAACUCCAAGAAGCGCGUGAAGGACCUGACGGCUCCCGGAGCGUCGGCGGGCGGAGGCGGCUCGGCGAACGCUUCGGCGGGCUCGCUGAGCGGGCUCCCGGGGCUUGGACCCACGUCUGCCGGAAACAUCCAGAAGCUGGAGAUGGCCAAGCGGCUGGCUCUCAAGAUCAACGCCCAGAAGAACCUGGGAGCUGAAGCUCAGGACGUGAUGCAGCAGGCCACCAACGCCAUCCUGCGCGGCGGCACCAUCAUGACGCCGUCGGUGUCGGCCAAGACCAUCGCCGAGCAGCUGGCCGAGAAGAUCAACGCCAAGCUCAACUACACGCCGGUGGAGAAGCUGGAGGAGGAGCGGCAGGCGGCCGAGCAGUCCGAGACGGUCAAGCGCUACGAGGAGGAGCUGGAGAUCAACGACUUCCCGCAGACGGCUAGGUGGAAGGUAACGUCCAAGGAAGCCCUGCAGAGGAUCGGGGAGUACUCGGAGGCCGCCAUCACCAUCAGAGGGACCUACUUCCCUCCGGGCAAGGAGCCCAAGGAGGGCGAGCGCAAGAUCUACUUGGCCAUUGAAAGCGCAAACGAGCUGGCUGUGACGAAAGCCAAAACGGAGAUCACACGUCUUAUCAAGGAAGAACUCAUCAGAUUACAAAACUCCUACCAGCCGACCAGCAAAGGACGAUACAAAGUGUUGUAAAGGAGACUUACUUGUCAUCAAAGAAUAUUUUGGGGUUUUUUGUUUUUAAAUAAUGCUUUCUUCCCAGCCUAUAUUUUUGCAGGUUUUCAGUGGUGAUAAUUAUCCAUAUAAAUACCUCCUAGCUCCAAAUCCACAAGUCAUCACCGAACCUUUCCAUGAAACAAAAAUCAGUUUCACCUUUUUUGUAUUAAUAAAAAAAAAAAAAUGUGUUUUAAUAAUUUUUCAAACCCCUCAACAAUUAAUAAAUCAUAAUGUUGGUGAGGA
Messenger RNA from Hippocampus comes (tiger tail seahorse), 3614 nucleotides. It is a transcript of the gene ddx46, whose product is annotated as DEAD (Asp-Glu-Ala-Asp) box polypeptide 46. Gene Ontology annotation, molecular function: ATP binding; nucleic acid binding; RNA helicase activity. Bases 93 to 3350 code for a protein of 1085 amino acids. The record is from RefSeq and is a predicted model, not a curated record. The transcript is spliced from 24 exons. NCBI's taxonomy places the organism in Eukaryota, Metazoa, Chordata, Actinopteri, Syngnathiformes, Syngnathidae.